AUGCAAUCAACAAGUAGUGCGGCAAAUUCGUAUCAAUGGCUUCAUUCCUCGUCUUCAUUACAUAAUCCUGAGGUUGCAGGAGUCGGAAUGGUGAAUAUGGAAUAUCCAACCACAGGAAUUUACUCUUCUGGAUUUAGAGACCCGGAAUCUGUUGCCGAUAUGGGAAAUUCGUGCUUCAAUCAAGUUAUGUCUCAUCAUUCCUAUCACAAUCAUAACUCCGAGUCUAACAUUUCAACAAUCAUUCAUCCUUCACUUGAGCAUGGAUAUUCUCAACCAGAUCCCGCUAUGAAUCUUUCUCAUAUGAGUGGAGGGUAUUCAGCAGAAAAUGGCUCCCAUGGUCUCCAUUCGUUGUCUUCAAUUGCAAACCAUUCUUACUAUCCUGAGUACGAAUUUGCAAGCCAGCCUCCAGAUAUAUCUACUCCUUGGAUGUAUUCCUCUCUUGGAGUGUCCGAUACAUGUAUUCCGAAUAAGGAAAUAUCGACUUCUGCUGAGUUGACAACUAUUGCAUCAGGUAAUGACUUAUAA
This is a messenger RNA of Protopolystoma xenopodis, 525 nucleotides long. The record is from the annotation of a GenBank genome assembly. Lineage: Eukaryota; Metazoa; Platyhelminthes; Monogenea; Polystomatidea; Polystomatidae.